Messenger RNA from Dipodomys spectabilis (banner-tailed kangaroo rat), 426 nucleotides. RefSeq names its product colipase like 2 (gene Clpsl2). Bases 1 to 426 code for a protein of 141 amino acids. Gene Ontology annotation, biological process: lipid catabolic process; response to food; digestion. The record is from RefSeq and is a predicted model, not a curated record. Gene Ontology annotation, cellular component: extracellular region. Gene Ontology annotation, molecular function: enzyme activator activity. Lineage: Eukaryota; Metazoa; Chordata; Mammalia; Rodentia; Heteromyidae. The transcript has 3 exons.
AUGGCGGCUGCAGCCCUGGCGGCCACCGCCCUGCUCCUUGCGGGAGCCCUGCUGCCGUCCGCGGGGAAGAACGCACAGCGAAGACUGGUGAGCCGCGAGGCCUGGCCUGCUCCCACAGCCCGGCCCUCCCACUGCCCGGCCACCCCACCAAAGAAACUGGUGAGUAAGAGAGUGUCCCAGCCUGGCAGUGGCCGCCUGUCCCCACAGAGAAACGGGAGCAGGUGCUACCACCACUCGGAGUGCUACAGCGACUGCUGCCUCGUGGACUGGGACUUCGGGGGGGCCUUCUGCGCGGCCAAGGGCGGCAUGGCCACGGUGUGCCUGCCCCAGACCAACGGAGCCGUCAACAUUAUGUGUCCGUGCCGCACAGGCUUGACCUGCUCUACCAAGGACCUGAUGUGCCCCCACCGGUGCUAUCUGAUAUAG